AUGAUUCUGGCGAAACGGUGCAAGCCGGGGGCGCUGCGGAACUACUGCAGCGUGUGGGUGGGGUACAACCGAAAUGUGCAGCAGGUGGGGAACCUGAAGAACAGCCUGAACUACCUGUUCAAGCCAAGGAGCAUCGGGGUGAUCGGGGCGACGGAGAGGCCGGGGUCCGUAGGAAACUCCAUUGUGAAGAACCUAAUGAAAGGAGACGAAACGUACAGGUUAUAUUUCGUCAACAGCAAGGGAGGGAAGGUAUAUAACCGUGAGAGCUACAAAACGGUUGGAGAUAUUCCCGAGGAACAAAUUGACUUGGCAGUGAUAGCAGUGCCAAGGGACCACGUCCUAGGAGUGAUGAAAGAUUUGAAAAGCAAAAAUGUAAAAGGGGUAGUAAUCGUAACAGCUGGGUUUAAGGAAACGGGUUCUGAAGGAACAAAGCUAGAGCAGCAAAUAAUAGAUGUAGCGAAAAAUAAUGGGAUCAGAAUUAUAGGCCCCAACUGUUUAGGCAUUAUUCACUCGUACCAUAAUAUGAAUGCUUCCUUUGCAGACAAUCAAAUACUUAAGGGGAAUUUCUCUUUGCUCUCCCAGAGUGGAGCCAUCUGUUCAGCUGCCCUAGACCUCUCUCUACAACACAACAUCGGUUUUUCUCACUUCAUUUCUGUGGGUUCUAUGUGCGAUGUGCAAUUUUUUGAGUUAGUAGAGUACCUCUUCUACGACGAAAAUACCAAGUAUAUCCUUCUGUAUGUAGAAUCCAUUGGGGACAUGAACAAGUUUGUGGCCGUUUGCAAGAAGGUGUGCCUAUACAAGCCCAUCAUCCUUUUGAAGAGCGGAAAAACAGCCAAAGCGGCAGAGGCAGCCAUUUCGCACACGGGUUCUAUGGUAGGAAAUUACGAAAUAUUCUAUGCAUCUAUGAGGAAGUUAGGGGUUCUAGUGGUAGAUAAUUUUGAAGAGCUUUUUAACAUGUGUAAAAUACUUAACCUUUCUAGCUACCCAGAGACGAAUGAAGUCUGCGUUGUGACCAAUGCGGGGGGGCCGGGGGUCCUCCUAGUAGAUAACAUUGUAAAAAAUGAGGGGAAUCUCUCCAACCUUAAUGAAAAUUUGAAGAAGAAGCUAGAUGCGUUUUUGCCCCCAUCGUGGAGUAGGUCCAACCCAGUGGACAUCCUCGGAGAUGCCUCCCCCCUGUUGUAUAAAAAAACGAUCGAAGCGUUGCUAACAGAUGAGCAGUUUAAGAACAUCAUAAUAUUGUUAUCCCCUCAAAGCGUUACGGACCCGUUGAACACCGCAAAGGAGAUCAUCAGAGUGAAGGAGGAUGUAACCAAGCAGGGGAGACUCAUCCUGUGUAACUACCUCGGGGGGGUAUCCCUAGAAGAAUCUACCAACCUUCUAAAUAAGAACAACAUCCCCACAUUCGUCCACCCGGAGCACUCAGCACAGAAUUUGCUAAAGCUGUACCGAAAUAUGAUGCACAUUCAGAACCUGUAUGAGGAAAUCCCCAGCUUCUUUGCAGAUGCAGAGCAGAACUACUACGUGAAUGGGCUCAUUUGUAAACACUUUGGGGGCGCAGCGAAAGGGGGCUACCCAAAAAUGGCAGAAGAGGAAGGAGGCACUAAACAGCUGAGCAGCAAUAACACCCCAGAAGGUGUAAUCCUAAACGCGCUGCAAAAAAAAAACUACAUUCUAAACGAAUUCGACUCGAAGCGAAUCCUUCAGAGCUACGGCAUUGCGACAGUCCCGACGGAAAUCUUUCACACUUUGGAAGAAAUAGAACAGAACGCGGCAAGAAUUACCUUCCCGUGCGCCAUGAAAAUCCACUCAGACACCAUUACGCAUAAGAAGGACAUCGGCGGAGUCAUCCUGAACAUAAACAGCAGGGAGGAACUCACCCAGGCGUAUAAAUCCAUUCAAGAGGGUGUAAAAAAAUACAACUUAGAAAGCGAAUUCAAAGGAGUUACCAUCCAGCGUAUGAUCAACACUAACGACGGAAUUGAGCUAAUUCUAGGGUACUACUUCGAUGCGAAUUUCGGACCCGUUUUGCUGUUCGGCUCAGGGGGUUCCUACGUGGAAAUAUUCAAAGACAACGUCCUGCUGAUCCCCCCACUCAGUUAUUCCUACACACACCACAUGAUGAAGGAGACCAAAAUUUACCAGGCCUUGUUGGGAAAAUCCUCCAGGUUCAAACAGGGGGAUAUCCCUAAGCUCAUCAGCAAGAUUAUCAAUUUUUCGGACCUUGUUUUGGACCUUCUUCCCUACAUUAACGAGUGUGACAUAAAUCCGCUGUUCGUUUCGGGCAGCGAGAUCCUCGCUCUGGACGCCAGAUUCACUCUCCGUAGAGGUGUUACCCCGGAGUCGUUUCACUCGGCCAGGAGGGACCCCCUGUACAGCGCCUUUGCGAGGAAGUACCCCGUGGAGAUGGUCUUCUUUGACGGGGUCACCGGGGAAAAGCGGCGGGAGAAUACGCAUCAGGAGAAUACGCAGCAGGCGGAGAAGCAGAUGGAGGGGGAGCUGCCCCCCCGUGGAGAAGCCCCCCAACCGCAGCUGAUGGCCUCCCUCACCAGGAGCAUCCACCCCUACGACGUCAAACUCAUGCACGCCUUUCUCCAAAAGAACGCCCGAGAGCUGCACCACAGCGCCUUCUUCUUCACCUCGGAGGAGAGCAUCAAGACGAAGCUCUUCGCCUACGAGCUCUGCAACGCCGACUACGACCUCUACAACGUCAUCCUGCACAUGCGGAACGGCCAAGUGGCUGGCUUAAUAAAAACGGAGAAGAGACAGCACUGUAAUCACUGCUAUGUCUAUGCAGCCGACGCACCCACGUUUACCCACCUGAUUCAGAAGCUGCACGUUUUUUCCAGCAGCCAGCACUGCACCGGCACCUUCGUCUACCUGAAGAAGGACUCCCCCUUCGCGGAGCAGCUCACGGCCCUGUCCUACGCGGUAGACCACGAGCAGGGCGACGUACUCUGCUACGCGGUUAAGCAGUUAAGCGGUUAA
Molecule: messenger RNA, 2985 nt
Organism: Plasmodium vivax (malaria parasite P. vivax)
Lineage: Eukaryota; Apicomplexa; Aconoidasida; Haemosporida; Plasmodiidae
Product: acetyl CoA synthetase, putative
Exons: 1
Coding region: 1-2985 (994 amino acids)
Molecular function (GO): acetate-CoA ligase (ADP-forming) activity; ATP binding
Source: RefSeq, a predicted model, not a curated record